Molecule: messenger RNA, 3135 nt
Organism: Paramecium tetraurelia
Lineage: Eukaryota; Ciliophora; Oligohymenophorea; Peniculida; Parameciidae
Exons: 2
Source: RefSeq, a predicted model, not a curated record
AUGGAAUUAUCAAACAUUUCUAUUUUUGCUAUUAUUCCAUAUAAAACAGAAUGUAUAAUCUAAUCAGUCAAUCAAAUACCUUAUUAAUCUUUCUCUUGUUUGGGUGAAUCCUUUUCUAGAGUAUCUCCUAAGAUUUUACCUUUAUUUUAUGAUGAAGCACUGGAUACAACAGCAAUUUGUGUUCUUAAUAAAAUGAAAAUGCAAAAAAGUGAUGAAAACGUUAGUGUUGUUGAAAUCUCUCCAUUUAAAUCCAAUAUGACAAUUUCAUAGCUGUUGUUUAAAGAUAUUAAUUGUGAAACUUGUGAUAAUGGAUUAUUAUAUAUUCAACUUAAAGAAAAGCACAGCUAUUUAGAUAUUAAAUCGCUCAAUGUUGAAAGAAAUUAAUGUGGAAAAUCCAGCUGUAUUAAUAUUAUUAAUAAUAUGCAAUCACGUCGUAGGCUCUAAAAAUUAAUUCCUUUUGUUAAUAGCAAAAAUUACUAGGUAAAUUUAUUAAAUUAUAUUUGUUAAAAAAACUAAGGUUAUGAAGGUACAUGUUUAAGAAUAUAAAAUAUAACGACGUUGAUCAUUUCUUCUAUCCUAUAAAAAAAUAUAGCUGCUAACAAAGGAGGAGCAAUUUUGGUUAUUGGAAUAGAAGAUUUCUACAUAGAACAAUCAAUAUUAUAGGAUAAUAGGGCUAAUAUUGGAGGUGGGAUAUUUAUGACUGAUUAAAUGAAUUAAAACAUGACACUUUUAGGCUCACUAGUUUAAGAUAACAUUGCAAAACUGUAUGGAAAUAAUGAAGCGUAAAUACCUUCUUAAUUGGCUAUUUCUGUAGAUGCUGUGAACUAUCUACCAAAAAUUAAAAUACUCUAAACAGAAAACUUAGUAAUUGAAUAAAUACACAUAAAGAAAUAUGAAGUUUUUAGGAAUGUAUUUUCUGAUACUCUCUACUUUCCGAACGGACAAACAGUUUCAGAUUAUAAAUAUUUUGAUUGGUAGAAGGAGCAAUAUUACCCUUACAAUUUGCAUUUAAGAAUAGUAGCACUAGAUCAAUAUGAUUCUAUUAUCAACAAUUUACAAAAAACAUCAUGUUCAAUCAAAGGUAGACUACUUGAUGAUGAAUUAGAAAGACUAUUCACAAACAAUUUUACAAACCAAGAGAACAUUGAAUUUGGGUAUAAGGACUAUAAUUUGGAUUAACUGAUAAUAUAUUUAGAUGAUGAAUUAAAUAUGACUUUGCAACUUUAAUUUAACUGCAGUUCAAUUUUUAUACCAAUAAGAGGUGAUAAUAAAUAAAUAGAGUCAUAUCAUCAAAAUUAUUAUUUGAGAAUGAAUGUCAAGACAUUACCAUGUCAACUGGGUGAAAUUAAAAAGACUUCAAAUAAAAUCUGUGUUCCUUGUGAUCCAGAAUUAGGAUAAUAUUCUUUAGUUAUUAAUUCUUAAAGAUGUUAGGUUAAAGAUGAUGUUUCAACAAAGGAAAUUAAAUCAGCUUAACUGAAUCUAAGAGAGGGAUUUUGGAGACCCUACUUCAAUAGUGACUCUAUUGAUUAAUGUAUUAAUUUACCAAGAAAUUGCAACGGAGGUUGGUCUCAAGGAGAUAAUUCGUGCUCUAAUGGACAUAUUGGUGCUUUAUGUGAAGAAUGUGAUAUAUAUGACAUUAGAGGAUCUGGACAUUUUUCAAAAAGUGUUUAAUAUUCUUGUAGUUCUUGUCUAAAUAAUUCUAAAAACAUUGUCAUAAUCAUAUUAGUCAGCAUUUGGACAUUAAUAUCUAUUUUCAUAUCUGUGAAGAGUACUGUAGCAUUGCUUAAUUAAAUAGCAAUUUAAAUAUAAAUGACAAAAUUAAGGUUCAUUAAAAAUUCAAUAUAGUCUUAAUCUGCUAUUCUUAUAAAGAUGCUUACUAAUCAUCUUCAAAUACUGACAGCAAUAACUACUUUUAAAAUAAAUCUCUCAACUGGUUUAACUAACGCCUUAAAUGCAAUAGGCAACCCAAUACAAACUAUGGCAUAUUCAUUAGAUUGCUUCUUAAUUUAUAUGUUUUCUAUGGAAAUUCAUUACGCUAGAAUAAUAUGGCAAUUAAUUAUGCCUUUCAUAUACAUUUUUCUAUUUUUAGGUAUAUAUUACAUUACGGUAAAAUGUGGUGCAAUUAAAUACAGUUUGAGUGUUAUUACUACUACAUUUAUAUACAUUUACAUAUAUAUUCAACCAAACUUGGUAGGGGGUUUGAUAUCUUUAUUAUCCUUUAGAUAAAUAUCUGGAUAUUAAUGGAUUCAAGCUAAUGUAGCUUAUAGAUAUGAUACAUCCCAGCAUAUUAUUUGGCUGCUAGCUUUUUGCUUGCCUGGGUUAUUUUUAUUUGCUCUUCUCAUACCAUCUCUAUUUUUCAUAGCAUUAUACAUUAAAAGAGAUGUUUUGAAUGAGAAAAAAAUUAGACAACAAUUUGGAUAUUUAUAUAAUGAAUAUAAAACAGGCGCUUUUUUUUGGGAAAUUGUUAAAAUUGUAGAAAAAGAAUUGCUUAUUAUCUUUCUAUCAUAUUAUGACGACAAUAUCAUUCAGAAAGGUACUCUUGUGUUACUUGUUGUUUAUUUAUAUUCAGAAUUAAAUCAUAGAUUUAAACCUUAUAAUAUGAGUACUCUUAAUAAUUUAGAUGCCCUUUCAGCUAAAGUUUGCUAAAUUUCAAUUAUAUUGGGAUUUGGGAUAUAUAUCGAUGAACUUUAUGGCAAUUUUGAAAUUCAAAUACCUUAUUUCAUAAUAUUGGCUAUGCUCAACUUAUUUUAUUUUAUGUUGCUUUUUAAUGAAAUAUUAAAAUCUUAUUAUUUAGAAUUGGAAGGCAAAUUUGAUAAAGUGAGGGACAAGUUAUCUGUAAUCGCUCCUUGGGCUGUGAAACAUCCAUAUUUCAGAAAGUACCUAGAAAAUAGCACUCAAAGAAGAAAACGAAUCUAAAAUUAGUACCAAAAGAUUAAGAAAUAUUUAUUUAGUUAUGCCAAACCCAUUAAAGAGUUGAAAGAGAAUCUUAAUUCCCUUUCAACUCAAAUUAGACCUACAAAUUCCAAUCCAUAAAUAUUACUAAAUUAAGAAUAAGUAAAGAAGCUACCAAGUAAAUUUGAGUUUUUGAAUGACAAUUAUUAAAGUAGAGCAAGCAUAGUCAUCAGUUCAUUUUGA